AUGGCGGGUGGUUCGCGUGUGGCGGUGAUCUUGGCGGUGGUGGUGGUUGCUACGGCAUGGGCGAGCAAUCCCGUGAUUGGCAUUCUCUCCCAGAGUGAUCCGCCCUACAUUGCCGCCUCCUAUGUCAAGUACCUGGAAAGCGCCGGUGCUCGUGUGGUGCCCGUCCUGCACAACGACACGGCUGAUCGUCACGCCCAGCUCUUCAGCCAACUCAACGGAUUUUUGAUUCCCGGCGGUGGCGCCAACCUUGCCAACUUUAGCGAUGACUUUAUGGUCUCCGCUCGGUACUUUGUUAACCAGGCCAUUCAGGCCAACACUGGCGGUGAUUUCUUCCCUGUCUGGGGAACCUGCUUGGGAUUUGAAACCCUUUCCGUGAUCAUUGCCGAUGACCCCGCUGUGUUGGUCGAUGGCUACGACAGUGAGGAUUUGCCUCUCGCCCUCAACAUGACCCGCAACGCUGGCACCAGUCGUCUCUUUGGCCAGCUUCCCGGCAGUGUCUAUGACUCGCUUCAAACCGAGAAUGUGACAAUGAACUUUCAUCAGUCUGGCGUGGAGCCCAGCACCUUUGUUAGCAACGACAAGCUCAACAGCUUUUUCAACAUUCUUUCGACGAACGUCGAUCUCCAGGGCAAGCCCUUUGUUUCUUCGAUGGAAGGCAAGACCAUGCCUGUGUAUGGCGUUCAAUGGCACCCGGAAAAGAACACCUACGAGUGGGGCUCCACCCAGGCUAACCCACACUCAGCGGCCGCCGUCGAUGUUGCUUAUCACAUGGCGCGCUUUUUCGUGAACGAGGCCCGCAAAAACAACCACGUGUAUCCGGCUGAUGCCCUCGAUAAGCCCCUUGCUGGGUUGACAAUGCGGCCCGCCGCUUCCUCGAUCAAUCGUCAACGACAACCAGUAAAGCCAACAUGCUGCGCCAAAGUCAAUCUAACCGCGAUACAGUCAACCUCAAAGACCAAAGCGCGCUUUCAUCCAUUAUUGCCCUUCCCCAUGUUUAUGAAGCGUUAUCCAUCGCCGAAGACUGUCAAGCACAGAGAAGAAAGCGAUAGGAAGCGAGAGUGCGAGGGCGAGGGCGAGGGCGAGAGUUUGAGAGUUUGA
Messenger RNA from Monosiga brevicollis MX1, 1098 nucleotides. RefSeq names its product gamma-glutamyl hydrolase. Bases 1 to 1098 code for a protein of 365 amino acids. The transcript has 7 exons. Gene Ontology annotation, cellular component: vacuole. Gene Ontology annotation, molecular function: gamma-glutamyl-peptidase activity. The record is from RefSeq and is a predicted model, not a curated record. Lineage: Eukaryota; Choanoflagellata; Craspedida; Salpingoecidae. Gene Ontology annotation, biological process: tetrahydrofolylpolyglutamate metabolic process.